Molecule: messenger RNA, 1893 nt
Organism: Trichosporon asahii var. asahii CBS 2479
Lineage: Eukaryota; Fungi; Basidiomycota; Tremellomycetes; Trichosporonales; Trichosporonaceae
Exons: 7
Coding region: 1-1893 (630 amino acids)
Source: RefSeq, a predicted model, not a curated record
AUGGGUUACAUCGACUACAGCCGACCAAACUAUAGGUAUUGCUCCUGGGGGGAAGAUGAAGAGUUCGACUACGACUUCGACUAUGAGGACAGGUUCGUUGUGGACCAUAAUACCGGACGUCGCCUGCGCCGCUGGCACGAAACGCUCUACCUCAAGCUGUCGACGAGUGUGAGGUACGACAAGAUCGGUGUCAGCUUCUCCAUGGAUCAAGGCAAGCGAGACUCAUACAUGUGCUUCGCGCCGGAAGAGUCAAUCGACACUGCCAUCGCGUACCUUGCGAAAGAGGAGCGGGAGGAGGAUAUCUGCAUCGAGGAACCUGUGUACUUCGAACGCGUACCCGACGGCGAGGACGGUAGCAGUGACGAUUCGUUUUGGCAGCACAUUGACCGAAAGCCAUGGCUCGGCGCGAUCAUGGAGGGAUUCUCGCAACGUCUGAUCAAGGACCUCUCCAUAGACCGGGAGGAGCCGCCGCUCAAGGAUGAGAUCGAUGACAUGUGGCCACCGACAGGAGAAGAAAUCGACGAGACAUGCGAUGCGUACUGCUUCGAACUUCUGCCCAUUGCGGGCAGCGAUCCGCUUGGCCUCCAGAUGCUCAGCUGUCGGCUGCGUUGGGGCCCCGAUUGGCACGAACAAGACUACACGAAGAUGACGGAUGAGUAUAUCGCCGUCAAGCUGAAUCGGUCGCUUGCAGACGUCAUCAGGCUCAUGGCUGGCCUCCUCGACAUCAGAUUGGACUCUACAGUCCACAUCUUGCAGAUCCGGGACAGCUACGGGAAAGAACUUCGGACAUACAACCGGCUCGAGGACUGGUUCCGACUCGGCUGGACGAAGGCGCACCUCGUUGCGCAUAUCAGCCAGCCCAACUACAAUUGGGCAAGACGAGUAAACGGUUGCGACAUCGAUGACGACCUCGACGAUGAGUACGACUUCUCGGACAAGCGGCUCUGGAGCGAGACGUUUUACAUGGAGCUCACUGUCGAGCGUGACACGGUGCGAGCAGCGUUCUUGAAGUACGAAGAGGCGGAGAUAAUUCGAGGAAGAGCCCGACAUAUUCAAAGCGCGACACUGAAGGAAGGCACUGGCAGUUGCUCCGCUUUGGCGCAACACUGGGCGAGAUUAUGGAGGGCUACACCCGCCGCCUCAUCAAAGUCGAGUGCCGCCCUCGACCUUGUACAGGUAGAAGCAGAGUGGGAGGAUGAGCCAGACGAUAUGGAGCCGUACUCGGCCCAAUAUAUUUCAGAAGAGUGUGACAUCUACCGCUUAGAAUUUGAGCGGGACGAUAACCUCCUCCGGCAUGACAAGUUUCUAGUGCGGGUGCGCUUGCGUUCGGUCUCGCACUGUGCUCCUGAGGAUAUCGAGCCAGACCCCGAUGAGUACAUGGCCUUCCGGCCCGAUCGCCUUGUGCACGAUAUGCUCAGCGCGCCCGAGAUGACAACCACGACCUCCCCUCCUCGCCGCUCGUCUCGCGCCCGCUCGAGCGUUUCUCGGUACACGCCGGCGACAGCUCCGAGUGCUGCCCUUGUCGGAAAGGUCACUCGGCCGCGCAAGACUGUGAAGGCUGCAGCGAAGCCCAAGACUACCAAGACGACCAAAGCUCCCAAAGCGAAAGCAACCCCCACCGUGGAGGGUGUGCUGCUGUUCCGGCUCUCGCCCUCUUGCGAGACGUUCGACAUCACGUGGUCUGAAGCGGCUUAUGGGCAGGGUUUGAGCUUGCGCGGCGGCGAGAGUCUGGAUGAGGUCGUGCGCAUGUUCUGCCGACUCACGGAGACAAAGCCGGUCGGCAAGAUCAAGUUCUUGGACAUUGACGGUGAGGUCUUGGACGCCGACACCGAGUUGGGCGACGCGAUGGGCGAUGAGGAGGGGUGGGUCAAGGCUGUAUUCAAGGCUACAUGA